CAAAUCAAACCCACCUCAUUUCCUAGCAACGGUCCUUGGAUACGAGCUGGAGGAAGCGCGCUCGCUGUGGCGGACUGACAACAACACAACAACAUGGAGCCUCUUCGGCAAAGGGGGGAGGCUUCUUCUCAGACGUCGGCAGAUGAACUGGAAGCUCCAAGUCAAAGCCUUGCCAGUCCGGAUCAGACACAGCCCAGACUGGAAACGGAUGGCCUGGAGCUUAGAGAGCCAUGGAGGUGUGCUUUACAGCCAGAUUUUCAGGACAGUAACCUCUCUCCAGCUCUUCACCUGCUGCCUGCAGACUCUGGAGUGGAACACAACUUCACUGAAUACUCUUUAUUUCAUCAAAGUGAGAAUGAAUUUGUUCCUCUAAGGGCAUACCCUGACAUUUCCAUGGCGUCAGAGAGGUCACACUUCCCCCCGAAUAUCUUUAGUCAGGCUUCAGAGCGUGACUCACUAUCCCAGCACCCUUUGACCCAAGCAACCAUCCUGUCUGAAGAAGGAGCCAGCAGCUGCUGCUCUCUUUCCCAGCACAGUUUGUCCCCAAGGAACAACAGCAAAGGGAAAGAAAGGCAGGGACAGGGAGUAUCGUCCAGUGAUGACUCGUAUACCAAAAAGAAGGACUUUGAGACGCUUCCUAAGCUUUCUGACAAAAGAACAGGAGACGCUGAUGAGGAUGAGACUUUCUUUCUGAGUAAAGAUGUUCCUGCCCAGCAUCUCCUGGACCUCCUUCAGAAAGACUUUGGCAUGCCGAGCAGCAGUAGUAGUGCUGUUUCCUCGGCUUCUGAGACCUCACUGAAGACUGCUGCAUCUUUUGCAGAGCAGGUUAAAAGCACUGAAGUCUGCAAACCAGAUACUGACCAAAUCACAGCUAGAAGAGAGGGUCCUGCAGGUGAAGUGUCUCUUCCACAGAGACGGACACAACCACUUGAAAGAGAUUUAUACUCUACCCAAUCACCAAGACUGCCAUCCGAGGUCUGUAAUAUCACAAUGGGGCAUCGCAGCACUCAACCUGAUGAGAGCAGUGAGAUGUUACACAGAGAGCUGCUGAGCGAGGUAGAGAGGCGCAACAGCUGUGAAGCUGCGUCUAAAAACAAACAGCAGAAAAGUCCUACACCACCGAGUGAGUCUUUCACACCGUAUCCCCAAGAGAGGAAUGAAGGCAAGCCAAGUGUGAGCAAAGCAAAUGUGGGUGGCGGGCCAUGGACAGGGCCAUUUUCAACAGGUGUGGAACGGGGCCUCAGAGAGCAUGACCUCUGGUCCUCGGGGAACCAAACAGGGAUUGAUGGGUCCUACCUGGGUUUCCUUCCACAGUCUCAGUCCACUCCAGGAGUUCUUAAGGCCCCGCCCAAAUCCACUGUCAAGCUUAAAAUAGGGCAACUUUCCGACAUAGAAUCCAUUAAAGAGAACUCACAUCAGUCGAGCACGGGGAUGUCUUCACAGCCAGCUUUACCCGGGCCUGAUGUUCAGAGUCCAGACACAGAAAAUCAGAGACAAGAGGAGGUGACCUCAGCAGAAGUCCAGUCUCUCCCAAGUGUCAACUUUAUGCAGAAAGUAGACGCUUGGAGGGCAAACCAGAGCUCAGGCAAGACGUCACUAUUUGACAGCUUAGCACUGCAGGGGUUCUCUGGAGUCUCCCCUAAAAAGAAAGCUUACGAAGCAGUGUCUGAUACCCUGAACCGCAUCCUGAGCGAGCAGGCGAGGAGUUUACAGCAGCCUCCCGUUUCAAGUGCGGCCAAUCUGAAUGCCACACAGAGCUCCUCCGUGGAUCCCUCUGCCUCUUCUCCGAGAAGAGGGGAGGCUGUGGGCAGCGUUCCCAAUGAGAAGAACAACACGAGACCUUCUGCCUCACCUUACGGCAGGUCUCAGAGUCACUCCUCUAUUAACACGGUCAUGUCAGUACAUAAAGAUCAACAAACAGAAACACCUGCAGAAAACGAGAACAGCCAGUCUCAAGUUGAUGUCGAUCACCAGCAGAGUGCCGCCGUCCAACCCUCGCCGUUCAUGAGCCUCGGUCAGUUCAGUGACGUGUCACCUGAUCGAGACUCGACACUCUCAAGUUCUCAAGAUGGUUACAACUAUGAAAUUAAAUUAGAAACGUCCAUCGGAGCUUCUUCUGUUGUCAGCCUGGAGGUCGAUAACUACGCCCCAUAUUGGACUUCCAAACUAUCAACACCUCCACCUCCAGCCAGGCCGCGAGAGUUCAACAUUGAAGAAAGAAUACCGUUGUAUCUCCAUAACCUGGGUAUUGACCAGUCUCCCUCCACAAUCUUAACUCCGUUUGCACCCAAAGGACCAAUCAGAGAGCCUGAAUUCUCCCCCACUGAUCUCAGUACAAUAAAAGGAUCUAUUGGAACCCCCACCAAGAGCACGCAGCCCUCUGAAGGUGGCAGUCCUCAGAAAGGAGAGUUUUCAAGGUGCAGCGUUCUGUCAGUGGACUCCAGUGUGUCCAUACCUUUCAGCCUGGACAGUCUCGGCCCAGCUGUUUCUAUCCAAGAGCGACCGAGGCGGGCUUCUCCUUCAUCAGUUACAGAAGCUGUGCAGAGUGAACAAAGACGGGCUACGUCCUCUGAGCCUGAAGAGGACGCUCAUCCCUCCACGCUGCAAACCGCCCUGCAGCAGCAGAGAGGCAGCAGCUUCAGCAGCAGCCAGAAUACCAUCCGGUCGACUUUUCAAACGAGCCGCAGUCUAGAGGAGACCGCAGAAGACUCUUUUGUCAGCUCCAAUACCCUGUUUGAGAUACGGAAACUCCUCUCUCAGGCGGAGAACGUGGUGUCUGCCGGGUCUUCUGCGGCGUCCUCAGCCUCCCCUGCAGCCCCCCGUCUGCCCCCUGAUAACGACAUAUUCCUGUCUCUGAGGAAGACAGCCAGUGGGCCACAGGAGUCCUCAUUCUCCUCCUGGGCUGCUGAAGAUCCCAGAACUCGGUCCUCCACGCUGUGGGCAAGAUCCUCAUCCGACCCCCUGCUGGCUUCAGAUAAAGUGAGAGAGCGCUCCAUUGGUCGAGAGAGAAUGACAUCAUCAUCAUCGCAGACAAAUUUUCCAGCAACAGGUGCACACAGAAGGCAACAAGAUAACAUUGUUAGUAGAGACGCCGGGCUGUCCUUUGUCCUCUCCCAGUCAGCACGGCGGUCAGAGCCUGAGGGCUGCAGUGCUGCUCCUCCUGAUAACACCGUCCCUCCACAGCAACCAAUCACCAAGCCUUCACCAGCGCAGAGUGCAACACAGCUCACGUCUACUCCUGCUGCAGACACUACAGCUGUGACAGAGGAGGAAACUCAGACUCCUCCUCCGAGUCCUGUACAAAGCAGCUCCUCCUCAACCAUCCCCGAGGAUCAGAGCGUGAUGAGUGUUGGGAGCAGUGAGAGUUCGCUGGCUGUCAGAGUGGCCAAGUUACUGCAGAAUGAGUCUCCGUCCACCAUGGUGUCCAGUACAGCCAGCACUACUGACCAAGAGGAGAGACAAGCUAGAGAAUGGAUCAAGCUGAAGAUAUCCGGACAACAGUGUGAGCCUCUGGAGUUAGACAAAGAAGACAGACGACGGAUCGAAGAGAUCAAGAGAGAGCUGCUGUUAAAAGAUCCAAUCAAGAGUCCGAGGAGCACAGAUACUGAGAGCAGUGCAGCGUCCAGUGUUAGAAUGCCAAGUGGAAAGUUUCCAUCACAGCAGGUGGAGACGUUAACCUCCACGGCUGAUGCUAACAAACGACCAUCACAGCCGCAGCUCAACCUCAGCGCAAACGUCUCUGCCUCCAACAUUCACCUGCACGCCCCCCUUCCAUCAAAUCUAGAGGCUCAGGUUCGCGAGAUAGCCGCCAGAGAAGGGGUGACCCUCCCGAAGACAAACCCUCUGGCCCUCACGUCGAUCACAAUCGCCACCCGCAAACGCUCCACCUCCUCCUCGCCAUCCACGUCGCCUGCACCUCCCGUCAGUCCAGCGCCAGAGAUGCUCCAUCUAAACGAGCUCUCCACAGAAGCAGUGCAACAUGCUACGGCUAACAUCCACCUUCCCCACGGGGAGGAAGAAGACGGUGCCACCAGGAAUCUAAAUCUGAUUCCUCAGUCAGCACAGGGGAGUAAGAAGAGGCAGGACACUGUUGGAGGCCACGUUGAAGAAGCUCCUCCCCCCCUACAGGAGUUACAAACAGAGGAUUUAAAUGCCAAAGAUAAAACACAGCUUCACAGGCCAAAUGAAUCUGGAGUUGGUCCAGAACCUGGAUCAUCAACAGGUUCAUCCACCUCUGAUGUACCUCCCAGGAAAGGCCACAUAUCGCAUGUCCACCUCACUCUGUCCCCCAAAGCCUCCGAUCACAGCGCAGCCACCGCUGUCCACUCUGGUCCCACAGCGCCGCCACACGAGGAAUUCAUCCCCCUCAGACGCUCUCAUUCUGCCGCCAGCAGUCCAGACGAAGGCGUCGGUUUGUCCAGUCCACCAGAGUGGUACGACAGCAGAGACGCGGGGAGACCGAGAGUCACCUCCGCCCUCUUCAAACCCGCCGGGUCUCAGAGAAAGACGAGCACCACAUCAACCCAGUCCUUUAAACCACAUCAGGGGGUCAAGGUGUCAAUAAGCCCCUCAACAACUGAAACACCAGCUGUGCCUGUUCUGUUGCCUUAUAAACCCCGCGGCAGUGAGGAGCUCUUCUACGUCCCCCAAAGGAAAGCGGACUUCUCCUCCACAGACCGCUCUGACACCACCAUGGAGAGCUCCCACACAGGCUCAGAUGACGCUGUCCCACCUCGCUUCAGCAGUGAAGUCCUGGGACACAAAGACCCGGGGCUGGACCGUGGAGUCACCAUCAGACACAGCGAGGGAAUCUACAGCAAGAGGCUGAAAACCACAGCCUUCAAAAUGCAGGAGCCUGAACGCACAGGUGCCUCUGUAUCAGCGGACAAAACCCUAAAUACAAGUACGACUCCAGCUCCAGAGCCGUCCUCUCAGGUGUCAGUCGCCUUCACCAGAGUGCCUUUAUCCAGCAACCAAGAAACCUCCAGGAGAGACCAGGGGACCAGUCCUGUGCAGUUUCUCAGUUAUGAUCAUCCAGAGACACGCAGGGAGAGGAUUCAGUCAGGUGGUGUGGACUCAGACUCCAGCAGACUGAGCCACCACAGAGACCAAAGCUUCGUCCAUCAGGAGAGGAAGGACUCUGACCUCCCUCACCCCGCUGCCCAGCCGAGCAUCAGCAACCUGGACCAGCUCUGGCAGAGGUUCUGUGAUCGGUGGAGCCAGGAGGAGUCUCGACCGACCAGCGACAGAGAGGCGUCGCUGCUGGAGCGGCUAGAGCGCCUGUCACGUCUCAUUCACAGCACGAGAAGGACUGACUCUCCAGGGGGAAAUCAUCCAGGAGAAAUGUUAGGAAGGAGGGGAGAAGAUGCUGCAGGAAGAGAAAGAAAGAGGGACGUCAGAGAGGGGAAGAGGAGAGACGUGGAACCUCCCGUCCCUCGUCAGGCCCAGUCUCAGAAGGUUCAAGUCCAGGAAACUUCUGAACCUGCAGACGAGGAAACGCACGACUCCUUCACCUCCAACUUCUCUCAUAACUCCUCCCUGAGUCCUUACCUCUGCCCCGCCGACAGAGACGAGUCAGAGACUCUGUCCACCGCGUCCGGCUCCAUGUCCACUGUGGACACGGCGCGUCUGAUCCGAGCCUUCGGGCCUCACAGAGUUCAACACCUGAAGACAAACUCCAGCCUCAGUAAACUGUACAGCGCCAUCGACAGGCAGAAAGAAGGACGGGAGCAGAUGAGAGGAGGAAACAUCAUCACACCGUCAGAGACCACAGGAACAGAUGAAUCCACAGUUGAUGCUGAUUCUGCUUCAUCGACCAGCACUUACACCCUCCUGUCUCAGCACGGCCCCUCGAAGAGAGCAGUUAGAGGGGUCAACAAAGGCGUCCAGGCAGGCGACCUGGAGCUGGUCAGUAACGCGACUCGACGUCACACCAGAGAUGUUGGAACCACGUUUCCUUCACCCGCUGAAGCCAGAACCUCCCGGCCGAUCUCAUCCUCCUCAUCCAGCGUAGAGAGAGGAAGAGGAGGGAAGAGGAGCCUCUAUAAGACUCAGGGAUUACAGAAACACAGAAAGAGCAAGAAAAGCCAGACAAAGACUUUCCCUCAGGGUGUUUCCUGGUUCAUCUCUGCUGACGAGCUGAAGUCGGAGGCGAGGAAGGAGAACCAGCCAGAGGAAGAGGAGGCGGCGUGGAGGCAGAGCACCGCCUGGUUUGAGCCGUACAGCAGAAGCAAACCGUGGAGAGAACCGCUCAGACAGAGACAAGUCCACCAGGACAGAACAGAGCAGCAGAGCUUCAUACAUCAGGCCGAUCUCGAUUUAGAUCCAAGAGCUAAAAUGAUGUCUCCUAGUCUGGCUCGGGUUUCCCUCCAGGAGGCUCUGGAGAUGCGUCGCCCUGACUUCAUCUCUCAGUCCAUGCAGAGGGUGCAGCGUCUGGCUCUGCAGGCGGAGGACAGGAGGCUUCAGGCCGACUUCACAGAGAGAAGAGAGAGAGAAGAACUCUUCUGCCGCCCUGGAGGAACGGGGAGGCUACCGAAGCCUGCAGGCCCCGCUCUGCUCAGGAGAGCCGUACCAAGGAAAGAGAUGAUUCAGAGAUCCAAACAGAUUUACGAGAGUCUGCCGGAGGUGCAGAGGAGGAGAGAGGAGGAAAGAAGAAAGGCAGAGUAUCGAUCGUACAGACUCAACGCCCAACUUUACAACAAGAGAAUCACCGGCCACGUCCUCGGCAGAAGAACGGCGUGGCAUUGAUGGAACAGAUCAGUGACCUCUUUUUAAAUAGAUUAAAUGAACAAUGUGAAACCAGUUUAAAAUGUUUUAUAUUCAGAUCAAAACUACCUGAAAACUGCUUUUAUUUAUUGGUGAUCAAAUUGUUUUUAGGAUAAUGUUUGAAGUAGAUCUCGACUCAUUUUCUAACACAUCACUGGAAUGUUUUUUUAUCGGUCUAAAGUUGUUUUUUAUGUGAAAAUAAACCCGAUGUCUGCAGAUUCUUAAA
This is a messenger RNA of Labrus mixtus (cuckoo wrasse), 6991 nucleotides long. It is a transcript of the gene alms1, whose product is annotated as ALMS1 centrosome and basal body associated protein. Gene Ontology annotation, cellular component: cytosol; centrosome; centriole. The coding region runs from base 94 to 6747 and encodes 2217 amino acids. Lineage: Eukaryota; Metazoa; Chordata; Actinopteri; Labriformes; Labridae. The transcript is spliced from 18 exons. The record is from RefSeq and is a predicted model, not a curated record. Gene Ontology annotation, biological process: regulation of centriole replication.